AACAAGGAGUAGUAGGAGGCUUUGACGAGAAGCGGCCAUGGACGUGCCACGAAGCUGACCUCGUGGUCCAGCGUGGUUAAUGAAGAUCUAAAAUAUUACGAGGGAAAGAGGGAAUAGGAUCGCCAGCAAUGAAAAAAAUGGAUCUGUACAAGGUGCUGGGGGUGAAUCGGAGCGCCACCAAAGAAGAAAUCAAAGAAGCGUUUCGAAAGCUGGCGGUGAAGUAUCACCCGGACAAGCACUCCCAAUCGCCGAAACCCGUCCGAGACUCGGCCACCCUCAGGUUUAAGCAGGUCUCCGAGGCCUACGAAGUUCUCAGUGACGAUCGCAAGCGCGCCCACUACAAUCUCACUGCUUCUUCUUCUUCUUCUUAUAGUUAUAAUCAUCGAUACAGAACAGCCAGCCGCGGCGGCGGGGGCUACGGUUACGCUUCUUCCAAUUCUUACUCUUAUUCUUAUAGUAAUAACAAAAGUAAUAUCUGGCAGAUUGCGCUUCGCUUUUUCUCUACGCGCACCUUUCUUCUCAAUCUCGCCUUUGCCGGUGCUCUGUACGGUGGAAUUGUUGCAAUUGAUUCCAGCAGAGAGUCACUAUGGAAAAUGCAUAAUUCUGGGAAAUCAUUUGAAGAAGCCAUGGAGUCACUUGAGAAAGCCAAAGCACAUAGAGAUACGUAAGAAGACUAUUGUUCAAACUCUGUCUGGAUUCUGCUAGUUCGAGUUCCAAUACUUUAUCAUGGUGCAUUGUUUCCACAAUGUUGUGAGAUCAAGAGUAUUUCUGUACAGUUCCUUCUAUUUAAUUGUUCAUACAGUGAUAUUUACAUCAUUGUUUUCAGUGUAUGAUAGUAUAAGUUAUUGUAGUACGAGGUCCGCUUUCUCAAAAAUGUAAACACAUGGUUGUAUAUGUUAAUUGUUAAAGAAAUGACCAUGUCUGACUUCUCUGCUGCUGAA
Theobroma umbraticum is the source of this 941-nucleotide messenger RNA. Its product is annotated as Chaperone DnaJ-domain superfamily protein. NCBI's taxonomy places the organism in Eukaryota, Viridiplantae, Streptophyta, Magnoliopsida, Malvales, Malvaceae. The record is from RefSeq and is a predicted model, not a curated record.